AAUUCGCCCGCCAAGGAGAACAUUGCCAAGUCGUUCUAAUCGCGAGAAAUUUCGAACGGUAAAAGCAUGGUUAUUUGUUUCGUGUUUGGGUGUAAUCACCGGAGUAAUCGGGAUUUCUGCAGCUUUUUCAGGUUUCCGGCCAAGAAACGAAGCCUAUGGGGUCGUCUGUCAAGAAGGGUCGACAGAUGCCCAACAUCCGAAAAUGACAGGAUUUGUUCAUGUCAUUUUGAAGGUGGCUCAAAGGAUGGUGAUCCAAUAUUUUUCCCCCACAACAAAGGAAAACUGUUUCAGUUCAAGGAUCCCAAACCAAGGAGAAAGAGGAGUGUGCCUUUGGAGUGCAGUGAUGUACCAGCAAUCCCACUGGCUCAGAGUCCUGAUGUCCCAGCUGAACCUGAACACAAUGGAAGGACAGAUGUAGUUAUGGAACAUAGUUACGCCAUACAGUGUGGACACCAGUGUGUGGGGAAGCUGACUUCGUUAACCGCAGAAGUCCAACACUUGAAGGCCACCAUCAAGUCUCUGGAGCAGGAGAUCCGUUCCUUAAACCGAAGGCGUUCAGCCUUUUCUAUCAACGAUAUAAGUGACAGUGAAGAAAAGAUGCAACUCUACACUAACCUAUCCUACGAAGUCUUCAAGAUCAUCUGCUCCAGGCUGGAACACUUUGACCUCAACUACCAUGCUGGAUGGAAACCUUCAACUAUAUCCAUGGAAAAUCAGCUUUUGAUAACUCUCAUGAAACUUACCAUGAACUGCAAAGAUCUUGAUUUGGCCCAAAGAUUUGAUAUCAGCCGUGCUACAGUUUCCAAUAUUUUCAAUACCCUCAUCCAUGCUUUACAAGAACUCUUUAGCCCACAAUCGGAAUCUUUGAGGUUACGGAAAGGGAUGAGUGGGGGCCACACUCCUUCUCAGCGUGGGACAUCGCUGCCAUGAAUGUAUGUCUUCAAGAGUAGAAAGAAUGAAAUUAAUUUCCUGCUCAAAAAGUAAACUUAAUGUAAUUAAUUCUGGAAGCGUCCGUUUGCAAGCUAAUAAGUGAAUGGUGGAUUAGUGAGUUACAAUCCAACUAUAUCAAAAAAAUGAUUUAAAAAAUGCUUCCUAUAAAUGCAAUCAAAGAUUA
Haliotis rubra (blacklip abalone) is the source of this 1114-nucleotide messenger RNA. RefSeq lists its product as uncharacterized. The record is from RefSeq and is a predicted model, not a curated record. The transcript is spliced from 5 exons. Lineage: Eukaryota; Metazoa; Mollusca; Gastropoda; Lepetellida; Haliotidae. The coding region runs from base 67 to 930 and encodes 287 amino acids.